This is a messenger RNA of Penicillium taxi, 3189 nucleotides long. It is a transcript of the gene tcsB, whose product is annotated as putative sensor histidine kinase/response regulator TcsB/Sln1. NCBI's taxonomy places the organism in Eukaryota, Fungi, Ascomycota, Eurotiomycetes, Eurotiales, Aspergillaceae. Gene Ontology annotation, molecular function: phosphorelay sensor kinase activity. Gene Ontology annotation, biological process: phosphorelay signal transduction system; phosphorylation. The record is from RefSeq and is a predicted model, not a curated record. The coding region runs from base 1 to 3189 and encodes 1062 amino acids. The transcript has 8 exons.
AUGCGCAUUCCUAUUGCAGCGCAGCUCGCGGUGUUGGUGCUACUUUGUAGUGUAGUGGGCAUCGCCGUCCUUGCUGUGGCAACAUGGGUUACAACGUACAACUUUGUUGUAGAGGUCAGAUCACAAGGGCUGGAACUGGUUGCGACCAUCAAGGCUAGCCAGAUUGCCUCAAACCUCGACCUUUUAGAAGCGACCUGCAAAACUAUUUCCACACGUCUUUUAAUCCAGUCUGCCCUUAACCGAUAUUAUGAUGGCAACUCCUCUGACAGCAACUGGACAAACUCCAUCAAGGAUCUGCAAUCGGCUCUUACCCCAAAUAUAACUCUCCCAUACACCUACCCGAAUGGAAGUGCUGUGACACUUGGGUCAAAUGGAAUUAGUUAUCCGCCAUCUCUCUAUCCCAACAUCACCUACACCCAGUCGACUUCAGACAACAAUACGAUCCUUGCCCACGUCUUUUCUGAUUACCUCCUCGGAUUAAACUCAGCCUUAUUGUUGGGACCCCUGACAAUCAAUGAAUCGUUUUCUCUUGUCUCUUUGACACUUCCCAUUGUCAAUAAUACUUCCGCCUCAGAUCUUCUCGGCUUCUUGACUGUCCUCGCUAGUGCCGAAAAUUUGCAGAAUGUCAUCAGCUCUCGCGAUGGCUUGGGGGAUUCGGCUCAAGUUCUUCUUCUUGGUCCCUCUCGACCCGAGAACGUAUUUGCCUCGGAUGCUAUGCCGUCGACUACGGCAUCGACAGCCAAAGAGUCGGGACUCGGCCAAGCGGAUGUGCAUUACGUCUUUGAAUCUACCCCGUUGCCAGAUCAUUGGAGUUCGCACCGAAAUCUCUCGAGUCAGACCUCGUUUGAUCUUUCAAAGUACCCUAUAGCUUUGAAACUUAUGCUCGAAUCGGAGGCGAAUCAGUACAAAGCAUUCAGCGACCUGACCACAAGGAAUGAGGAAGGAACAAAGGUCGCGGCGGGCGUGAUUCGUCCCCAAAGCACUUUGGUGCAGUGGAUUCUGGUAGUGGAGGAGUCACACAAAGUAGCGUUUAGUUCCGUAAUCAGAUUGCGGAAUAUCAUUCUGGCGUGCGUCUUUGGGACAGCAGGGUUCAUCCUUUUAACAAUACCUCUGAUCACUCACUGGGCCGUUGCGCCGAUUCGGAGAUUGCGUGAGGCCGCUCAGAAAUCGGUGACUCCACCACAUAUUGCGCCUUCUGACCUCUCUGAAAACACCCACAACUCAGCUGCUAUUAAUGUCCACAACACAGUCGAUGGCACCGAGAUGACUACCCAUGAAAAGCGUCCCCCAGCUUUUGUCAAGCGACUCUUUAACCCCAUGGAAUUAUUGAUUCGCACCAAUGAGACAGGCAGCCACCAUAACCACAAGGGUUUCCAAAUUCCUGGCAGAGUCAAGGAGCGGAGGCAUUGUAUGACGGAUGAGCUCACAGAGCUCACGGCAACUUUCAACGAAAUGUCGGAUGAGCUGACCAUUCACUAUACUCGUUUGGAAGAGCGAGUAAAAGAGCGCACUCGCGAGCUUGAGAAAGCAAAGUCGGCCGCCGAAGCCGCCAAUGAGAGUAAAACGCUCUUCAUUGCCAAUAUAUCUCACGAGCUCAAGACACCUUUGAAUGGUAUUUUGGGAAUGUGUGCCGUUUGCAUGGGGGAUGAUGAUAUAAAUCGAAUCAAGAAGUCGCUUCAAGUCGUCUAUCAAUCAGGGGAUCUUCUCCUACACCUACUCAAUGAUCUGUUGACCUUCAGCAAAAACCAGAUUGAACAGACCAUUCAGCUGGAAGAAAAGGAGUUCAAGAUUGCGGACAUUCGGUCUCAACUCGCAAUAAUUUUCCAGAAGCAGGUCCAUGAGAAAAAAAUCGAUUUCAGCGUGAAAUGCGUCUCUGGAGGAUCCUCUUCAGUUGGAAAAUUAGCAUUAUGUCAAGAUAAAACCUAUGAACCUCACCAAUUGCCAAGCCUUAUGGAUAUGGUGCUGUGGGGAGAUCAACACCGAAUCCUGCAGGUGCUAAUCAAUCUCGUUGGCAACAGUCUAAAAUUCACGCCUGAACAUGGAAGGGUUCAGGUCCGCAUUCGUUGUAUCAGAGAAAGCUCCGCUGACAGCAUCAAAACAGCAAGAGGCGAUGAUAAAGAAGACGGGUUCAUAUGGUCCUCGCGGCGCUCAUCGUGGGCGAGGGAUUCAUCAGAUUGGAUUGAGAAUAUUACAGCCACCUCCAUCGAGAAUCAUAUGCCUGGUCAGAUAAACUCACAGCCGUUGAUAUUCCAAUUUGAAGUCGAGGAUAACGGACCUGGAAUUCCAGCCAAUUCUCAUAAGCGCAUAUUUGAACCCUUUGUUCAAGGAGACCUUGGAUUGAACCGCAAGUAUGGAGGAACCGGCCUGGGUCUCAGCAUAUGCGCCCAGCUGUCUCGAAUCAUGGGCGGAGAAAUGUUCCUCAACAGCGAGGAGGGUAGAGGAUCGAUAUUCACGCUGAGAAUUCCUUUGAGGUUUAUCAAAGAGAUGGCAUCAAGCUCUCACAUUUCCAGUGCACCUGGCUCACGGACUCCGAGUCUUUUCUCUAUAGAAGAAUUUUCCCACUCGGCCCGUACACCUUCCCGUACACCUUCCCGCACACCUUCCAAUAAAGCCACAUUGCGAAAAGAGUCAACUCCAACCGGGUUUGAUAAAUCCGACUUGCCGAGAUUGAUUGGCUUGAGCCAGCCCUUCUUCACACCUAACGGCCUGUCACCCACGACAUCUUCUGCAUCACAAACCAGGCAAUUUGAAUCAAGUGGAUCUGAAAAGAAAUCAGCUAAACGGAUACGCGUUCUGGUCGCCGAGGACAAUGCCGUUAAUCAAGAGGUGGUUCGACGAAUGCUCGCCCUCGAAGAAGUUUAUGAUGUAAUAAUAGUCAAGGAUGGACAGGAAGCAUUUGAUACGGUGAAGUCGAAUAUGGAAAAGGGCAUCAUGUUUGAUCUUAUUUUUAUGGAUAUCCAGAUGCCAAACCUGGAUGGUCUUCAAAGUACUCGUCUCAUUCGUGGAAUGGGAUAUUCAGCCCCGAUCGUGGCUCUGAGUGCAUUUGCCGAAGAAAGCAACAUUAAGGAGUGCAUGGAUUCGGGAAUUGACAUGUUCAUCAGUAAACCAAUUCGACGACCUGCACUGAAACAGGUUCUCAACAAAUUUGCACCAAUCCCCGAAGAAAAUGAGAAUAGCCUCUCUUCAUAG